This is a messenger RNA of Mya arenaria, 927 nucleotides long. RefSeq names its product luc7-like protein 3. The transcript has 2 exons. The record is from RefSeq and is a predicted model, not a curated record. Lineage: Eukaryota; Metazoa; Mollusca; Bivalvia; Myida; Myidae. Bases 102 to 563 code for a protein of 153 amino acids.
UUCUAAGAAAUACAACAGUCCAGCUGUAAUGAUGGAAUCAGCUAAGAAAAUGGCUUAUUUUGGGUAAUAGUCGGUCAGAUUCCAGCAAGAAGUCCUUUCAAAUGGAAAACACUAAAGGUGUUGGUUCCAGUGAUGCUCUAGAAGAGAGCCGAAAAUCAUCACUGCGAUCCCGGAAACUUGAAAAAAAUGCUGAAAUGAAUGCUGAAAAGAAUGAAGACAUAGAAAAGAAGCAAAAGGAGAAAAACAGGCUGAAAGUCAAGGCAUGGAGAAUGCGUCAGAAAACAGAAAACUCCACAAAAUAUUCUGAAAUCAAAAAGAAAGACACAGAAAGAAAGAAGGAAGCUCGAAUGAAAGUGAAACUCAUGGCCAAUUCAGAUCCUGAAUUAAAACCCUCCUUAAGAAAGAAAAAAGCUGAAGAAAUGAAAAGAUACAGACAGAGAAAAAAGAUGAAAACAACAUGUUCUUCUGAAGAUCCUGGUGUUAAAAAGAGUAAGAAACCGGCUCUGGAAGAAAAAAAAGAAAAAAGCUGUGAAGCGAACACAAGCCUGGAGAAUGCGAAUUAAACUUAAGUCUCCUACAAUUCCAAUUGUUAACACAGUUGAUGAAAAUGACAGUCAUGGAGAAAGCAGACAGAACAAAAGUAACUUAUCCCGUGCAACAAUAUACAGAUGAGCGCAAAUGGUGAAAGGCAUUCUGCCUAGGACACCAAAGAAGAAAGCCGCCAUUUUAAAGAAGCUUAUUGAGUCACCUUCAACAUCCAAAGUACUUUCUGACCAAGGAGUAACAAUGACACCAGCUUGUAAGAAGAAACUUGAAGUAGCAGAUGCUAUAGUGAAUUCCUUGAAAGAAAGUAUUUCCGAAGUAAACAUUGGUGUUCGAAAAGACAGAGAAAAGAAACAUGCAUAUGAUGUAAUACGUGAAUCAGUA